Triticum turgidum subsp. durum (durum wheat) is the source of this 1353-nucleotide messenger RNA. Lineage: Eukaryota; Viridiplantae; Streptophyta; Magnoliopsida; Poales; Poaceae. The record is from the annotation of a GenBank genome assembly.
AUGGACGACCCCGCCGCCGCAGCCACCGCCUCCGCCACGGAGGUUGGUGCGCCCGCAUCACCGCCCCCGCCGGCCGCCGAGGAGGCCGAUCCCUCGGCGGAGGCGGAGGCCGUCCCGGAGGCGAAGAGGUGGCCCGGGUGGCCGGGGGACAACGUGUUCCGGAUGGUUGUGCCCGUGCUGAAGGUCGGGAGCAUCAUCGGGCGGAAGGGCGAGCUCAUCAAGCGUCUCGUGGAGGAGACCAAGGCCAGGGUCCGCGUCCUCGAGGGCCCUGUCGGCGCCACCGAGCGCAUUGUUUUGGUGUCUGCAAAAGAAGAUCCGGGCUUGGAGCUGCCUCCAGCUGUGGACGCUCUGAUUAGAGUUUUUAAACGUGUCAAUGGAAUAACAGAUGGAGCUGCUGAAGGUACCCAGACAGCUGCUGCACCUGGUGUAUGUGCUGCCCGGUUGGUGGUUCCUGGAGCUCAAGCAAUUAACCUCAUUGGGAAGCAAGGUGCUUCAAUUAAGGCAAUCCAGGAGGGCACGGGUGCUACAAUAAGGGUUAUAUCAGUAGAUGAGCGAGAUCGGCCUUUCUAUGUAACUGACGAUGAGAGGAUAGUUGAGAUACAGGGUGAAACAGAGAAAGUUCUAAAAGCACUGCAAGCAGUUUCUAAUCAUCUCCGGAAGUUUUUGGUUGACCAUAGUGUACUUCCAUUGUUUGAGAAGACUAAUGCCCCAGUAAGUCAAGAUCGCAGUGCUGAAACUUGGAAUGAUAUGCCACAUCAUUCAAUUGUUUCUACACAAGUAAAUCAACAACCUGAAGUGCGUGAUGAAUAUGUUCUUCCAAUGAAAAGGGACCAUUUGUAUCUUGAACGGGAACCGCUGGUAGAACAUAACAUUCAUCGCUCAGGUGUGUCAUUAUAUGGGCGAGAUCCUGCCUUGUCAGCAUUACGACCUUCUGGAAUGCACGGUGCUGGCCCUCUACUUACACAGAUAACACAAACCAUGCAAAUCCCACUUACCUAUGCAGAAGAUAUCAUAGGAGUCAAAGGAGCAAACAUUGCAUACAUACGGGCUAACAGUGGUGCUGUUGUCACAAUUCAAGAGAGUUUGGGAAGCCCUGAUGAUAUAACUGUUGAAAUAAAGGGGACAUCGUCCCAGGUACAAUCUGCUCAACAGCUUAUCCAGGACUCCCUGGCUACGCACAGAGAACCUGUGAGGAGCAGUUACCCAGGAGGAUUAGAUCCGUUAUAUAGGUCCAGCUACCCGUAUGGCAGCUCGGCCUACCCGUCAUCAUCGCUGCCAUCUUAUUCUAACAUGGACGGGAGUGGAUAUUCAUCGUCAGGUCUUGGUGGUUACGGUUCCACUUACCGCUACUAA